Molecule: messenger RNA, 512 nt
Organism: Ananas comosus (pineapple)
Lineage: Eukaryota; Viridiplantae; Streptophyta; Magnoliopsida; Poales; Bromeliaceae
Product: 60S ribosomal protein L39
Exons: 3
Coding region: 128-283 (51 amino acids)
Biological process (GO): translation
Cellular component (GO): ribosome; cytosolic large ribosomal subunit
Molecular function (GO): structural constituent of ribosome
Source: RefSeq, a predicted model, not a curated record
AAAUGCGAAGUGGUAUUAUGAGGGUCUCCGUACAUUUUUCACCAUAAAACCCGCAAAUUCUAGGGCUGUCGACCCCUCUUCUAGGGUUUACGCCGCGCUUGUUUCCGAACAUCGAACCACCGCAACAAUGCCGUCCCACAAGACCUUCAAGAUCAAGAAGAAGCUGGCGAAGAAGAUGCGUCAAAAUCGCCCUAUCCCUCACUGGAUCCGCAUGCGCACCGAUAACACCAUCAGGUAUAAUGCGAAGCGGAGGCACUGGCGACGCACGAAGUUAGGGUUUUGAGGUCUCCAUGGGUGAUUCUUCCCUCUUUCCUAUGCGUAAAACUAGGGUUUUUGGUUGCUUUGACUAGCUUCUUGAAUCCAAGUGUCUAAAUCUGGUACCAAGGAAAAGUUGAAUUUAAAAUAUUCUGAUGACAAUGAGCGCAGGAUGUAUGAUGCUAUUUUGAGUUAUUAUUUGGAUCUAAAGAAAUUAAUCUUUCUUUCGAAAUGAAUUGGUGAUCUUGUGAGCUUUA